Molecule: messenger RNA, 3266 nt
Organism: Rana temporaria (common frog)
Lineage: Eukaryota; Metazoa; Chordata; Amphibia; Anura; Ranidae
Gene: PARN
Product: poly(A)-specific ribonuclease
Exons: 24
Coding region: 89-1990 (633 amino acids)
Biological process (GO): nuclear-transcribed mRNA poly(A) tail shortening
Cellular component (GO): cytoplasm; nucleus
Molecular function (GO): poly(A)-specific ribonuclease activity; metal ion binding; RNA binding
Source: RefSeq, a predicted model, not a curated record
UCGGAGCCCCGGAAGUGUUACCUGGAGGAGGAGUUAAAGGGCCGGGGAGGUCAGGCAGCUUUGCAGUGCUGGUGUACGGAGAGCAGGCAUGGAAAUCACCAGGACAAAUUUUAAGGAACAGUUGCCAAGUAUCUAUCAAGCUAUUGAAGAGGCAGACUUUUUGGCUAUUGAUGGAGAGUUUUCAGGAAUAAGUGAUGGUCCAUCUGUUAGCACUUUAACAAAUGGCUUUGACACACCAGAAGAAAGGUACCAGAAACUGAAGAAGCACUCUAUGGACUUCCUGCUGUUUCAGUUUGGUCUAUGCACGUUUAAAUACGAGAAGGCGCAAUCAAAAUACAUUAUCAAAUCCUUUAAUUUUUAUGUUUUCCCGAAGCCAUUCAACAGAAAUUCUCCAGACAAGAAGUUUGUUUGUCAGAGCUCAAGUAUAGACUUUCUGGCCAACCAGGGUUUUGAUUUUAAUAAAGUGUUUCGUAAAGGAAUUCCAUAUUUAAAUCAGGAGGAGGAGCGUCAACUCAGAGAACAGUAUGAGGAGAGACGCUCACAAGCAAAUGGUGCAAGCGCAUUAACCUACAUCUCUCCCAAUACACCUAAGACUCCAGUUUCCAUUCCAGAUGAGCAGAAAGGUUUUGUUGAUAAAACAGUUGAGCGCGUGGAAGCUUUUUUAAAAGAUGAAGAGCAGAAAAUUCUAGAAUUGGAACCAUGUACAAGCUAUCAAAGGAAGCUCAUCUACCAGACGCUGAAUUGGAAAUAUCCACGAGGGACCCAUUUGGAAACUGUCGAAUCUGAGAAGAAGGAAAGAUACAUUGUUGUUAGCAAAGUUGAUGAAGAGGAACGAAGGAAGAAAGAGCAGGAAAAGCAAGCAAAAGAGCAGGAAGAGCUUAAUGAUGCUGUAGGGUUUUCAAGAAUUAUUCAUGCCAUUUCAACCUCUGGUAAGCUUGUGGUUGGGCACAAUAUGCUUCUGGAUGUUAUGCACACAAUACACCAAUUCUUUUGUCAGUUACCUGAUGAAUUAAAUGAGUUUAAAGAAGUGACAGCUACUGUAUUUCCAAGAGUCCUGGAUACCAAGCUUAUGGCAACUACACAACCUUUUAAGGAAAUUAUUUAUAACACAUCCCUUGCUGAAUUGGAAAAGAGAUUAAAAGAGGCUCCUUUCAAACCUCCUAAAGUUGACAGUGAUGAAGGCUUUCCAAGCUACAACACAAGCUCAGAGCAACUACAUGAAGCUGGUUAUGAUGCCUACAUCACAGGACUGUGCUUUGUAUCAAUGGCAAACUACCUAGGUUCGUUUUUGAGUCCACCAAAAGGGCACAUAUCGGCCAAAUCAAAUCUCAUCGGUCCAUUUUUUAACAAGUUAUUUUUGAUGAGGGUUAUGGACAUUCCUUAUCUAAAUCUGGAGGGACCAGACUUGUUGCCUAAACGAGACAAUGUCCUUCAUGUAACUUUUCCAAAAGAAUGGAAGACCAGUGACCUUUAUCAACUAUUCAGUGCUUUCGGUAAUAUCCAAGUGUCAUGGAUAGAUGAUACAUCAGCAUUUGUGUCUCUUAGCAAAUCAGAUCAAGUACAAAUAGCUGUUAACACCAGCAAGUAUGCAGAGAGCUACCGUAUACAGACGUAUGCUGAAUAUUUUGAAAAAAAGAACCAAGACUCCCACGCUAAAAGAAAAUGGUCUGAAGAUGGCUGGAAAGAUCUGGAAAGGAAGAGAUUAAAAACCCACUACACUCCUUACAUUCCACCGAACCCAAGAGAUUUGUAUACAAACAGCUUUGCUACAAGCUUUGUUGCAAGGAGAAGUAUGAGUCCGAUACAAGAAGAAGCAGUCGCUGAAGAUUUUGGUGAUCAAGGCCAGGAAGGUGAAGGUUCUGCUAACCCUGCAGCAUCAGAAGCCAAAAAGAAAACUAAAAAUCGCAAGCGUCAAAAAUUAGAAACCGAUCCAGCAGAAUUUGGGAACCACGGCUCCACUGUCCUCUUUGAAGUUCCGGAGACCUGGUAGCAGCAAUGAUCAUAUUGUAACUGAAAACUUGAAAGCCAUAUUUUAAUUUCCUUUGUUACGUUGAUGUGCCCCAGUGCAGAUUAUACUCUCCCUCCCUGUGACUGUAUAAACUUCUUAUAUGAUGGCAUGCUUUCCAAAAAGCACAGAUCAUCUUGUAUGAUGCGCAGAACUGAUUGUGCUAGGUCUAGCUUCUCAUAUGAAAUUUCAUUUCUAGUGAGCACGUGUGUAAGAAUGUUGGAUGGUGGUUUGCGCAUCUUCUAAGCAGUCUUCUUUUUUUCCAGUAGUCUUGUUUCUGUAAAGAGUAGAACAUCAACCAGUCAAUGUGAUUUUUUUUUUUUUGUGACGCGAUGCUGAUUCUUUGCUUUUUACUGGGUAAAUUUGCCAUUUUUGAAAAACAAUGUAAACCUAUCCACUUAUUUAUAUUUCCUCUUCCUCUAUUCUCGGCUUCAGAUCUGUGUUGCAGGCUUUCAUUUCCACUGGAUUAAACCUUCAUACAACAGUCAUUAAAUUAUUGCAAGUGACUACUAUAGAUGGCGUAAAGUUUACUAAAACUGGAAAAGACCAUCUGGAGCAGCUGUGCAGGGUAAACAAUCUGCUAGUUAAGCUUUGAAAUGAGAGCUAGAAGCUGACUGGUUGCCAUGCACUGCCGUUUCAGAGUCCAUCUGCUUCAGUCUUGGUAGAUUUUUAUUGGCCUGUUUCGACCCUAAUUACCUGUUAAUCUGUCAGUUAAUUUUGCAAGUUUAUUUUAUAUUUAAGCAUAUGAUGCAUUUAUCUUUGCUUAAACCUAAAGAUGUGAAAGGUGUUUUGGGUCGAUUGUGAAAUUUGUUACAGAACUUUAGCUAUUGGAAGUGGUGCCUUUAAAGGACACUUUCUCAUAUGAUUUGAAAAUAUGAAGUGAGCCAAGGCUAGUAUAAAAUUAAUCUUAAUGUCUAUUCUCCUGCUGUUUGAGUAACAUGACUGAAAUUCCUAACACGACUAUUCUUGAUCUGUUUAUUUCAGAUUAGGGAGGAAGGUAGCUGCAAGGACUUGACCUGCGACAAACCGUUUAGAUUUAGGAAAUGGGAGCUAGCUGGCAAUUUAGUGUAAGUCUGCCUCACAGUCGCUUCUACAGACAGCCUCAAAAUAUUUAAAUGGGGUUCUCAGGGUAUCAGUUAAUCAAAAAUAUAAGGGUUUGGAUAUUUAGAAGGGGGGAAAAAAAACCUUCUGAUCCCAUUAAGAGCAGAUCAGAAUAUAGUGCCUGAUUUUUAAAUCUGAUGGGGGGGGGGAGAAACCAAAA